UAACAACACUUUUUUUUCAAAAUUAGGUUUAUUAAGUAUUUAAAAGUUGUCAAAAUAUCACAAAUACUAUUGCUAAAAAAUUAAAAGAAUUGAUGGGUUUUCUAUGUUCUAUUUUAAUAUGACCAAAGAGAUCGUUGACGACGAGCUACUUAAACCAAGGAAGAAGACAGAAGAAGGCGGUAAAAAACUGCCAAGUAAAUUAUCUGAAUCUAAUUCGCCAUCUACUUACUCUCCAAAUGAUGAAUGCAAAUCAAAAAGAGGAAGAAAACCAUCACAAGCCAAGCUUGCAAUGUUAGAAUCAAAAAAAAUGCUUGCUGAUAAGCGACGAUUUUUUGAUGCAGAUAAUGAUGGAAAAAGAAACAUUAAAAAAAAAAAAGUUUUAGGUGAUGAUCAAAAAAUGAAUAAAAAAUCAGAAAUAAUAAAUAAUCAAAAAAAUAGAAAGAAAAAAAAAGUGAAAAAAUUUUGUGAAGAAGAAAAGACUGAUUCCAAACUUUACAAAUCAAAGCGUGGUACUAAAAUCAAGUUGGAAGAAGAAGUUGAAGAAAAAGAACAAUUAAAAUCGCGUAGAUCAAAGCAAGCAGCAAGUGAAGAUGAAGAUGAAAUAUCGACUGAAGAUGAAUUAUGGUGGGAUGAUUCUAAAAAAGAAUCUGAUGAUCCUUGGGACACUAUGUUUGGAGAUACUGAUGAAAAUAUAGACAAUGAUUUCUUGCAAAACUCUGAUGAGGACACUGAAGAUGCUAGUGAAACAGAUAUGGCAACACUUGAAGAAGAAAUGUGUGAAGUGAAAGAAAAAAUGUACCAAGAAAAAAUAAAAGAGCUUAAGGAUAAGCUACAGCAGUUAGAAAGGCGAACUCUACCUGAAUAUCUCGAAAUGUUAGAAGAGCUGAAAAAGCAAAAGGAAGACUGGAUUAGAGUAGCUUAUGCCUUCAAAGCUUAUGAGGAGAAAGAAUUAUUAAAAGAGUUUGAACGAGAAAAACGUCAGUCAAAGCAAGAUUUUGAGAGAAAAAAAAGCGAGCUUAAAGAACUUUUAAUAAAUGAGUUGCAAGAGAAAAAGAAACUUAUUGAGUCUGAAAAGUCUACAAUCGAUCUCAUCAAUAGUGUUGGAUCCAUUCUUCCUAUGGAAGUUAAACCUGUAGUUACUAGAAAGUUGCGUCGGCGUCCAAAUGAUCCUCCACCUGUUGCUGAAAAGAAAAGGAAAGUAGUCACUGCUCAGCUGUGCUUCCUUCUAGAUGAGGAACAAAUAUUAGCUGAUCUAAAAAAAAUCAAUAAAAACUAUAAACCUGAACCUCCAGUAAUUACAGAAACUGCAGUUGUAGAAAAAUGUGAUCCUACACAAUUUCCGGAUGGUACUGAUGCUAAAAUCAAAGAUGAUAUGCUAUAUUAUAACAAGGAAUGGUAUCAAAGUGGAGAUGCUAUAUAUUUAAACAGUAGAGACGGGGAAAGAUUUAACGCUCAGAUUCAUUCUAUAACAGCCAACAAAGAGAUCUGGAUUAAAAAACUAACGGAAGGAACACGUUUAAAGAUAUAUGUUGGCCAUCUACAAAGAGGAAAAUAUUCAAUAGAGAGUAGAGCGCCAGCUGUUAAAAAGUGAAGAUUUUAAAUAUGUAUAUUAUUUUUGUUUAUAUAUAAAACCAAUAAUUUAUAGAUAAA
Molecule: messenger RNA, 1650 nt
Organism: Hydra vulgaris (swiftwater hydra)
Lineage: Eukaryota; Metazoa; Cnidaria; Hydrozoa; Anthoathecata; Hydridae
Product: sin3 histone deacetylase corepressor complex component SDS3
Biological process (GO): negative regulation of transcription by RNA polymerase II
Cellular component (GO): Sin3-type complex
Molecular function (GO): histone deacetylase binding
Source: RefSeq, a predicted model, not a curated record